CUUGCAACUACUGUGAUCCGAGUACAGCUUACUCAGAGGAAGUGUGACACCUCGCUUUAAGUUCAUAUUAUAAUACCGAACACCCGCUGAGACCGCCAACGAAGGACUGUGCGUGGUGUUGCCCGUUGGCCCAGUGUUCGCAAUAAAAUAGCUGUUGCAUCCGAGCGUUGAAGACAGAGUGUUUGCAUAGCUGUUAUCUUUAGUAUUGAAGGAGCAGUGCUGCGCCUUGCGCAGCGGCGAACGGCGCGCUGGGUGGAGUCAACUCAACACCGAGUUUAUAUCCAAUGGCAGAGUCUGCACAAGAUGUGCGACGUAUGGCUCUUGCUGUACUACAUUCGCGGCUGAUGGAUGGCCGGCAGCUUGUAGACGAAUUUCGUGCUGUGAUUGCACGUGAUCAAGACAUCCAACACACGUUUAGGGCCGCCCAGUCGCCUGCGAACACGCCUAAGAACCGCUACGUCAACGUUUUGCCUUACGACUACAACCGCGUGCUCCUACAGUCAAGCUCCCAUAACUCAGCCCCCAAUGGCGCCGCAGCUUCUUCUGCUACCGGCCGCAGGAGCGGCAGCGGCACCGGUGAACAACCCCCCUUUCCCUCCUCCUCUUCCUCCGCCUCCUCAACCCCUCACGCACCCUCCGACUACAUCAACGCCAGCCACGUCAUCCACGAAGACGAUCAAUGUGACUUCUCCGUUGCCUACAUCGCCUGCCAGGGCCCCUUGGCCGCCACCGUACCCGACUUUUGGCGCAUGUGCUGGACUGAGGGCGUGGGCGCGGUGGUCAUGCUCACGAACACAGUGGAGCGAGGCGUCACAAAGUGCGCGCCCUACUACCCAACACAACCCGGAACUCGCCUAGUGCUCCGGAACCCGACCGGGGCAGCGGUGGCAGGGACGACAGCAACCGCCUCAGCAACUGGGUCGACGUCUUACGGGCCGCGCUCAUCCUCCUCUCAGCACCACCAGCAGCAACACCAGACUGACGGACGGAUCGCCGCCUCCGCGGCUUCAGCCUCCGCGGGGCCGCAGGAGGUCCUGGUGCAGUCCUGCCGCUCGCUGCUCGGAGGCGACCUAACGCACACGCAGCUGCAAAUGCUGCCGUACAACACUCUGCACGACAACAACGGCGGCAACUCCUCCGACGCUGCCGCCGCCGCCACAGGUACCGUACCGCCUCGUGGGGUGGCGCAUCUGCGGUACAACGCCUGGCCGGAUCACGGCACUCCCUCCGACGCGGGCGCUAUCCGCGCGAUGUGCGACAUGUUGCGACCCAUCGAGGCUGCGGGAGGGGCUGUGGUGGUGCACUGCAGCGCGGGCAUUGGGCGCACUGGGACCUUUUGCGCGAUUGACAUCCUGCGCCGGCGGCUGGAGCAUCUGCAGAAGGAGGCGGAGGUACGGCCGGGAUCCGUACGACAGGACGAUGUGCAUGCUGCGUUGAAUUUGCCUGAGCUGGUGCAGUCGUUACGGCGACAGCGGGGUGGCAUGGUCCAGACGAUGGAGCAGUAUGCGUUCUGCUAUCAGGCGGUGUUUGAGGAGCUAACUGAGGCGGGGCUGGAGGGGUUGGU
Messenger RNA from Astrephomene gubernaculifera, 1564 nucleotides. Lineage: Eukaryota; Viridiplantae; Chlorophyta; Chlorophyceae; Chlamydomonadales; Astrephomenaceae. The record is from the annotation of a GenBank genome assembly.